Messenger RNA from Triticum dicoccoides, 984 nucleotides. Its product is annotated as protein YLS3-like. Lineage: Eukaryota; Viridiplantae; Streptophyta; Magnoliopsida; Poales; Poaceae. The transcript is spliced from 3 exons. The record is from RefSeq and is a predicted model, not a curated record. Gene Ontology annotation, molecular function: lipid binding. Gene Ontology annotation, biological process: lipid transport. Bases 69 to 647 code for a protein of 192 amino acids.
CCGACGACACGACUAAAACGGAAGAGUCGCCACACGAGUGUGACAGUACUUUCACUCGCGAUCAAGCCAUGGCUUUCGCGGCUCGCCCUAGCGGUGGUGGUGCACUGUUGAUGACGCUGGUCGUGGCGGCGGUGGCCGGGCUGGCCGGCGCGGACUUCGCGGCGGACAAGGCGGAGUGCGCGGACAAGCUGAUGGGUCUGGCGACGUGCCUGACGUACGUGCAGCUGACGGCGACGGCGCGCACGCCCACGCCGGACUGCUGCUCCGGGUUCCGGCAGGUGCUGGGCACCAGCAAGCGGUGCAUGUGCAUCCUGGUCAAGGACCGCGACGAGCCGGCGCUCGGGAUCAAGGUCAACAUCACCCGCGCCAUGAACCUCCCCUCCGUCUGCAACAUCGCCGCCACCUUCUCCGACUGCCCCAAGAUCAUCAACAUGUCGCCGGACUCCAAAGAGGCGGAGAUCUUCAAGCAGUAUGCGCGUGAGCACGAGGGCAAGAACGCCGCCACCACUUCGCCCGCUGCCGCCGCCGCCGCCACCGGUACCACCAGCAGGAAGAGCGCGGACGCGACGUCCGGCGCAGGGAGGCGCACGGCGGUCUUCGCCGUCGUCUUCUCGGCUCUGCUUGCCUCCGUCCUUGUUCUCGCAUGAUGAUAGGCUUUGGCUGCGGCUGCAGGGAAAGGGACCAAGACACUCUUAAGUGUAUUCGGCCUUCUGUUCGGCUUUCAGUUCGCUAUGUAGCUGAGUGAAUCCUCGCGGUAAAAAAUGUUGCGCAGUUAGUGGGUUGCAAGUUUUUCUUCUCUCCCUCUCCUUCUCUCUUGUUGUUGCGAAUGCUGAGUUGCCUCCCUGAUCAGUUGAUGUUGCAACUUGCAACUGUCCUACCGAAAUUUCAAGAUCUUGGGUCGACUACGAUCAAGAGUUUCUCCCUUUUCUUUUUUCCUUUCGGGAGAAAGUGGUUGUGCAAUCAAUAUGGGUAAUUAUUUUCUUA